AGGAUUCGCACCCGCCGCGAGCUGAGCCUCGGUCUGUACGAGCACGGGGUGUUCGACGCGGGGGGAUCCUACUGCCAGCGGGGGAACGUGUGCUGCCACGGCCGCGACGACGGCUGCACCGUGCCCUACCACGACACCCUCUGCUACUGCGACCUCUUCUGCAACCGCACCGUGUCCGACUGCUGCCCCGAUUGCCUGGGUUCCCCACCGCCCUUCCCCAAAGCGCCAGGCUGUGCCCGUGCCGGACUCAACUAUCCCACUGGAGCUACAUACCGGGAGAACUGCAACCUGUGCACCUGUGGCCCUGGAGGGCAGUGGCAGUGUGAGGACCAUGCCUGCCUGAUGGAUGGGGAGCUGAUCGAUGCCAUCAACAGAGGCAAUUACGGCUGGAGAGCUGCCAACUACAGCCAGUUGUGGGGCAUGACGCUGGAGGAUGGGAUCCGGCACCGCCUGGGCACCUUCCGCCCCUCUCCCACCGUCAUGAACAUGAACGAGAUGCACAUGAACAUGGACUCCAACGAGGUCCUGCCACGCCACUUCGACGCAGCAGCAAAGUGGCCUGGGCUGAUCCACGAACCUCUGGACCAAGGAAACUGUGCUGGUUCCUGGGCCUUCUCCACAGCAG
Acanthisitta chloris (rifleman) is the source of this 625-nucleotide messenger RNA. RefSeq names its product tubulointerstitial nephritis antigen-like. NCBI's taxonomy places the organism in Eukaryota, Metazoa, Chordata, Aves, Passeriformes, Acanthisittidae. The record is from RefSeq and is a predicted model, not a curated record. Gene Ontology annotation, molecular function: peptidase inhibitor activity.